AACCGGAAAAUAAUAAAGAUUUUUGUCUAAUGGAAGUUUACGUACUUGGCAAGCUGUUCGAAAAUGAUCGUGCCGAGCACGCUACUUGGUCAAGUUUGCGUACGCCGAGUAUAUAAAACGUUGCCGUUUGAAAGAAGAAGUCACUCGUUCAGUCCUGGUGUCCGAUUUUCUUCUUUUUCUCAGCGACAGAUUUUCAGAAAUUCUUGGUUUUCAAACGCAUUUUUUUUUUUUUUUUCCCUCUCUUUGAAAAUGGCAAGCAAGCUUAAGGUAGAAGAGCUCCGAACCCAACUGGCCCAACGUGGUCUCAGCACCACCGGAACUAAACACACCCUGUAUGUUUCAGGUGCGAAGACUAGACUCUGCCAUUCGCAAAGAAAGCAAGCAACUUUCAGUUGCAGCAAAUGGUGGUGAUGGAACAGUCGGUAAGAAGAGAGAAAGGGAAUCGGUGGAUGAUGAUAAGCCAAAUGGUUCGGAGAAAAUCAAGGCCGUCGACUCGUUCCGUGAUAUGGGUAUUCAGCAACUGCGUGAACAAGCCGCUCUUCGUGGAAUUUCCACUUCUGGGUCCAAGAAAGAAUUGUUGGAGAGGCUUUGUGAAUAUUCAGACAAAGGCAGCAAUGACAUUCCUCAAGUCAACGAAGAAAAGAAUGACAACAAGGAGAAAAUUAUCACUGCUACCAAAAAGGGUGCAGCAGUGCUGGAUCAAUGGUUACCAGAUGACAUUAAGACACAAUAUCAUGUUCUGCAAGUGGACGAUGAGAUAUAUGAUGCCAUGUUGAACCAGACAAAUGUUGGACAUAAUAACAACAAGUUCUACGUGAUUCAAGUUCUUGAAUCUGAUGAUGGCGGUAAGUACCUGGUUUACAAUAGAUGGGGAAGAGUAGGCAUUAAGGGUCAAGACAAGAUAUUGGGUCCUUACCAACGAGAUGGUGCAAUCAACGAGUUUGUGCAAAAAUUUUACGCAAAGACCAAAAAUACUUGGUCUAGUCGGAAAGCAUUCAUUUCACACCCAAAGAGCUAUACUUGGUUAGAAAUGGAUUAUGGUGAAAAUGAUAAGGAAUCAACUGUCAAAGAAAAGCCUGGUUCUACUUUAGGAGCUCAACCCCGAGAGACAAAACUUGAGCCUCGUAUUGCAAAAUUUAUAUCUCUCAUUUGCAAUGUUAGCAUGAUGAAGCAGCAAAUGAUGGAAAUAGGAUACAAUGCCGAUAAGUUGCCACUUGGUAAGCUGAGCAAAUCAACAAUUUCAAGGGGCUAUGAUGUCCUGAAAAGGAUUGCUGAUGUGAUUGGCCAGUCUGAUAGGAGAGCACUUGAACAAUUAAGUGGAGAAUUCUACACUGUCAUUCCUCAUGACUUUGGAUUUAAAAAAAUGCGUGAUUUUGUGAUUGACACUCCUCAAAAGUUGAAAAGCAAGUUAGAAAUGGUUGAAGCACUAAGUGAAAUUGAGGUUGCAACAAAAUUGUUGGAGGAUGAUAUUGGGAUGCAGGCAGAUCUCCUGUUCUCUCAUUACCAACGCCUUCAUUGUGAACUGAUUCCACUUGAUGCUGAUUCUGAUGAAUUCACCAUGGUUGCAAAGUAUAUGCAGAAUACCCAUGCAAAGACACAUUCGAAUUAUACUGUUGAUAUUGUUCAAUUAUUCAGAGUAUCAAGAGAGGGUGAAGUUGACCGUUUCGGAAAGUUCUCUAGCACCAAUAAUAGAAUGCUUCUAUGGCAUGGUUCCCGCCUCACAAAUUGGACUGGCAUCUUAUCCCGAGGUUUACGCAUUGCUCCGCCUGAAGCACCCGUAACUGGAUACAUGUUUGGUAAAGGGGUUUACUUUGCUGACAUGUUCUCCAAAAGUGCAAAUUAUUGCUAUGCUUCUGAUGCUUCUUCAACUGGCGUUCUGCUUUUAUGUGAGGUUGCCUUAGGUGACAUGGCUGAGCUUCUUACCGCCAAGUAUGAUGCUGAUAAGCUACCAGAGGGAAAGUUAAGCACAAAAGGUGUUGGGGAAACUGCACCAGAUCCAUCAGAAGCUCGCACUAUGGAAGGCGGUGUCUUAGUUCCGCUAGGAAAGCCUAAAAAGCAUAAUGGCCGUAAGGGCGCUCUGUUAUACAAUGAGUACAUAGUGUACAAUGUGGAUCAGAUUAGGAUGCGCUAUGUUGUUCAAGUGCAUUUCAGUUUUAAACGAUGAAGCAUCCAAAUUUUCGUCUCUGCCUUGUACAUGGAAAUAUCACUUUAGUCAUCUUUAUUAUUACUUUCUUGCAAUGAGGGAUUUAAUACAUGGAGGAGAAAAAGAAACUGAGUCGUAAAUUCAAAGUAGCGAAUAUAUUAUUCACUUUGAUAAUCAUAUUCAAGGUUCUUAAGCCCCAA
Ziziphus jujuba (common jujube) is the source of this 2343-nucleotide messenger RNA. RefSeq names its product poly [ADP-ribose] polymerase 2. The transcript is spliced from 18 exons. The coding region runs from base 335 to 2164 and encodes 609 amino acids. Gene Ontology annotation, molecular function: NAD+ poly-ADP-ribosyltransferase activity. Lineage: Eukaryota; Viridiplantae; Streptophyta; Magnoliopsida; Rosales; Rhamnaceae. The record is from RefSeq and is a predicted model, not a curated record.